This is a messenger RNA of Colossoma macropomum (tambaqui), 1703 nucleotides long. RefSeq names its product zona pellucida-like domain-containing protein 1. The coding region runs from base 125 to 1336 and encodes 403 amino acids. The record is from RefSeq and is a predicted model, not a curated record. Gene Ontology annotation, cellular component: cell surface. The transcript has 11 exons. NCBI's taxonomy places the organism in Eukaryota, Metazoa, Chordata, Actinopteri, Characiformes, Serrasalmidae.
UGAAGGACGUCCUUUAUAACAGUGCCACAUAUACUCUUAAAGGAUCAAAGUGAAGGAUAAGCAAGGAAAAGGCAAGCAGUGAGGAUGAUCUAAUGCGAGGUUUGGCUCAACCAGUACUGGGAAAAUGCUCCUCCAGCUGUUCCUUGUCCUUAUUACUGCUACCGCAGUUAGCAGCCAGUUAACAGCAGCAAACUGCUACCCGUACUUGAGACGACCAGAGUACACAGACAUUGCUGUGGACUGUGGCACUAAUUCCAUUGGCCUGGCUAUACAGAUUUGUCCAGCUGUCUACACUGGCUACAACGAGUCUCUGCUUUUCCUCAACAACAUUAUGGAUGACCCAACCUGCAGAGGCACUCUGGAUACUUCUGUCACUCCUCCAGUGCUUCGCUUCAACUUCCCCAUUACCCAGACUAAUGCCUGUGGCAGCACUUUCAGGACCACCAGCGCUCCAGGCACUGGAAUAUUCUCCGACUUUUCCACCAUCCAGACAGUGAACAUCAGCGGCGUGGUGCGAUCGUAUGACCCUACAAUAGGCACAGUGACAUAUAAUGCUGAGCUGAAGUACUUUUACUCGUGUGCCUAUCCUCUGGAGUACCUGAUCAACAACACACAGAUGGAUGUGUCUUCAACCUCUGUCGCAGUGAAGGACAACAAUGGCAGUUUCAUCAGCACGCUGAGCCUCCGGCUCUUCAGCGAUAUAAACUACACCAAACCCCUGGUCAUCCCUCAACUGGGGAUCGAGCUGAGGACCAAUGUAUUUGUGCAGGUCCAUGCCACCAAUCUCACCACCCAGUACUUCGUGUUGCUGGACAGGUGUUAUGCCUCCACGUCACUUAACCCAGACAACGCUACCUUCUACAACCUCUUUAUACCGUGCUUUAGUGAUGAGAUGACCAACAUGAUUGAGAAUGGUGAGAGUAAUCGAGCACGGUUUUACUUCCCUGCUUUCCGCUUCACGGAACAACAGAACAGGACAAUUUCCACGUACUACCUGCACUGCAUUACACGUCUGUGUGAGAAGACUAUCUGCAGAACAUACAGGCUAUGCCUCAAUGGCAGAAAGAGGAGAGACGUGGGGUCUGCUUCUUCUCUUCAAGAUGGAGCCUCAGAGUCUGCCACCCUCACCUCUCCUGCCAUCAUUACCCGAACAGAGAGCUCUCAGCCAUUGAAUGUGCAAGACACAUCUGGCACUCAGACUAGCUCUGCUUCCUCUGCUGGGCUGGGCGUGGUGGUGGGCAUGGUGGUGUUCAUCUGCAUUAUGAUUAUUGGGAUAGCUGCAGUAUACAUCAGGAGGCUCAUCCGCUCUACAGCUUCUAAAAUGUGUUGUGGUUAAAGGCAUCAACGUCCUUUAACAUGGUUAUUGGAAGCCCUGCUUCCACUAACGGCAUGGCUAACGGCCAGCCAGCCAGCCCCUACUGGGCCAGUGUGGUCAACGCAGCAAUAAGUAGCACCAGUAAGUGUUAGUUAGGUUUCAUGCAGAAACAAUCUGAUAUAUAUUUUGUUAACAUAACAUAUAAUUAACAGAACACAGUUAAAAUUAUAGCUAUACAGUUGUAUUCAAACGUUUGAACACCUCUGGUCAAAUUACAUGUUUUGGAGAUUUUCUAAGUGAAAAUAAAUGAACACAUCCUCUAUAGGCAUUACACUUGUGUCACUUGUGAGUUUAACAUAUUCGAAAAAAAUAAAACACAAAGUAUAAA